Molecule: messenger RNA, 2925 nt
Organism: Solea senegalensis (Senegalese sole)
Lineage: Eukaryota; Metazoa; Chordata; Actinopteri; Pleuronectiformes; Soleidae
Gene: dcun1d3
Product: defective in cullin neddylation 1 domain containing 3
Exons: 5
Coding region: 459-1445 (328 amino acids)
Biological process (GO): protein neddylation; positive regulation of ubiquitin-protein transferase activity
Cellular component (GO): ubiquitin ligase complex
Molecular function (GO): cullin family protein binding; ubiquitin-like protein binding; ubiquitin conjugating enzyme binding
Source: RefSeq, a predicted model, not a curated record
AAAUGUGUUGAAAUGAGAAGAUAGUGUGUGUUGUUGCCACGGCGGAGAUGAAGAUCAGCUGUUAGAGGAAGUGAUGCAGGAAAAAUGCCUAUAAUGUAGCUGCACUCAAUGACUGGAAGGGGGAAGCACAAAGAAACUGGCUGCUGUGGUCCGGGAGGGUCUUUAAAACUCACUCCAAAGAGAGAGCACAAUUCAAAAUGGAUGCUAAGGCACAUUCUGCACUGUGGAUGUCAAGGACGCAGUGAUGGAGCAGAGUAGAGAGACACUUUGAUCUGUGGCCAGUGCCAUCUGACACACCUUUUGGUUUCUAUAUCUAGCACUACAAGACCUGGAUUGUAGCAGAUUUUGGCACAGGCCUGGGGGUAUGUUGAGACGUCUCACCGGGCCAGAGCAGAGGUGUCUAGGUGGUUCGGAAGGGGACUGAAGGAGAGGAGGAAAGACGGACCAGGGAGGACGACAUGGGCCAGUGUGUCACCAAGUGCAAGAAUCCAACGUCCUCACUCGGCAGUAAGAGUGGAGACAAGGAGAGCAGUUCCAAGUCCUACCACAAGAAAGGGAGCAGCAGCAGUGGUGGUGGGGGCCAUAAAGAAGAGCCCAACGCCCCAUCCAGCAAAGCCACCAGCGAGCUGUCGAAUGGCACCAAGGCCUUAGAAGUUACAGUGGAGACACCCGUCAUUUCCUCAGUGAUGGGGGAGCCACGCAAGGAGGAGUAUCUGGAGGGCGAGAAGCUGUCCCUGAUGCGCAUUGAGGAGCUUUUCUACUGCUACAAGGAUGAACAGGAAGAUGCCAUCUUGGAGGAAGGCAUGGAGAGAUUUUGCAACGACCUGUGUGUGGACCCAGCAGAGUUCCGCGUGCUUGUUCUUGCCUGGAAGUUUCAAGCAGCCACCAUGUGCAAGUUUACAAGGAAGGAGUUUGUUGACGGCUGUAAAGCCAUCCAGGCCGACAGCCUCAAAGGCAUCUACUCGCGUUUCCCCUGCAUGCUGCUGGAGGCCCAGGGUGAGGAGAACUUCAAGGACUUGUACCGCUUUACCUUCCAGUUUGGCUUGGACGCGGAGGAGGGACAGCGCUCUCUGCAGCGAGACAUCGCCAUUGCCCUUUGGCGCCUGGUUUUCACUCAGGACUCACCCGCGAUCCUCGAGGAGUGGCUGGACUUCUUAUCGGAGAACCCCUCAGGUAUUCGGGGUAUCUCAAGGGACACGUGGAACAUGUUCCUCAACUUCACCCAGGCGAUAGGGCCUGACCUGAGCAAUUACAGUGAGGACGAGGCCUGGCCCAGCCUCUUCGACACCUUUGUGGAGUGGGAGUUGGAGCGCAGGAAAAGGGAGGAUCAAGCACUGAUGGCAAAGGAGGAGGAGGGGAGGAGUACCGACACAGAGUGUUCGCCUACAACAGACAGACUUGAAACAGAGGGAAGCCGCGGCUCACAGACGUGGGGGGGCCACUGACAAGAAAAUAAGAGAUAUUUGUAAGAGAGGGAAGGAAAUGACCUAUAAGUGAACUGUACAUCUGUGAAUCAUUGGAUAAAUAUUAGUAUUACCAUUACAGCUGAUCAUUUGCUCUCCUUUUCUUUUGGGUGGAGAUUCCUGCUUUACAAGUUUUUUUUUCCUUGGUUUUUGAAAGGGCUCUAUGAACUGUUUUGUUUUAAGCACUUCUUAUAUUUAAGUUAUUGUUUUAUUUUAUUUUUUUCCCCCUCCUCCCAUGUGUGUUUUUAGUAUAUGGACGUGGUCCAUUUUAACCCACACCAAGCUAACAUUACCCAGCACAGUGAGCGAAGGCUUUAGUUUCAAAAGCAGACAACAGAAAGCCAUAACCUUUCUUCACAAUUACCUUCUAGACAGUUGUUGUAGUCAUUAAUAAAAACAAAAAAGGGACAUUAAUUUAGGCUACCAAACAGGAGAUUUGUCUUAACACGUGGUUACUGAAAUUGUCUCGAUUGGAGUAAUUUAGUGAGAUGUUGAAUGUUUUUAACUUGGGGUGAUUUGAGGAUGAAUUGCUGUAAUCACUGGUAUUGCCUUCACAGCCAUUAGCCUUUUAUAAUAUGGCAAAUAGUAUCAGAAUGCAAUUGUUUCACCAGAGUGUUUUUACAUAAAAAUACAAGUGAUUUACAUCUGCAUCCUAUAUUCAUAAAAGUUGCUUUAUCCAUUUAAAAGCUAAAGCAGAUUUCCUUAGUAACAGACCCACACUAUUUCAUGUGUUGUGAGUGUUUUCGAGAGCUACUAGUACAGUGAGUGGCUUGUUAAAGCAGCUGGCUGUGCUCUUGUUUGAGCUCUACCAUAUUGAUGUCCACUUAUUUUCAAGAAGCGGUUAAUGGUAUACAACAUAUAUGAUGCUGGCUUAUUUCCGAUUCAUCACUGAGCUCAUUUUUAGGAAAUCUGUGUGAGUGGGCUAAAGCUAGGUCUCGGUCAUUUCUGGACAGACAGUCGCGCAAACAUGUUACAUUUAGGAUCAUUACACUGGGCGACACACAAAGCUUGUAUUGUUUACCUUCGGGAGUUCACAAGCCUUGAACUUCCGAUACAGAGAAAAAGGGAGUGUGCAACACUUCACAAUUAAUGCUAACUGCUGCUAGUGAUGAUGGUUAUAAUGGAAUGCACAAAAAACAAUGGCAUACUAAGUCGCUACACUUGCAACACUUUGCAGAGAGAGAUUGAUGUCAACCGCAUUAUUUCCAUUUUUCCAAACUGUAAAUUGAGCUUAUGUAUAGCCUCUAGGGUGUUAUGGGAUGAGUGAGCGAGCGUUAACUUGACAUGCUAAUCAAAAAAAGUCUGCAAUAUGGGUCCAGUGUGAUAAAAAGUGGGUUGUCAUAACCUGAUCUGUUUGGUUUACAUCUACAAUGGUUUUAUUUCAGACCCCCCCCCUGUGUCUUUUUAUAUAAAAUGUAUUGAUUUAUAAGAAUAAAAACAGUGUUGAACUUUUGACUGUUGA